Molecule: messenger RNA, 3252 nt
Organism: Homarus americanus (American lobster)
Lineage: Eukaryota; Metazoa; Arthropoda; Malacostraca; Decapoda; Nephropidae
Product: gastrula zinc finger protein XlCGF57.1-like
Exons: 3
Coding region: 1062-2588 (508 amino acids)
Cellular component (GO): nucleus
Source: RefSeq, a predicted model, not a curated record
AAAAAUAAAAUGGAGGGACUGCAAGCCUCACACAACAGUAGGAUACACAAAUUUGACCUACCUCAGAAAACGUGAGGAAAAAUGACGUCAUAGAGUUGAGGAAUAAACGGCAGCGCUGAUUGGAACAAUCUACCAGAGAGUGUUGUGACGGCACCGAGUGUGAGCUCUUUCAAGACAAGACUUGACCAACACUGGAGCGGGUUCAGGUACAUUCAGGAGUUGGUGCAUGCCCAGUACCUGCCAACAGUGCGUGACAGAGACGACCGAUUGCCCAGGCGGCUAGUGAGCCGAUCUUUUGGUGAAGAAGAUAAAUGUAAAGGAAAAAUGGCUGCAUAGCUCUGAUGCGGCCGUAUCACCUCACGUCCAGAAAAUGACUCAAAUUUCAUCAUAUCAUAACAUAAAGGUGUGAGUGGACGGAUGUAAGAAAGGACCGUUAUGGUAACAUCAGGAGGCCAUCCCACACAAACAUCUCCCACCACAACUUAGUAUUAAAGCUCUAUAAAACAAGAGGCAGAACAAUUCCUCACAGCUGUGCAAUAAGUCAGUACAGUAUGAGGAUUAAAGAACAUUUUUCCGAGAACAUUGUAACCAUAAUUAAGGUAAAUGUCAACUCUCCAAUUGUUAAACAAUAUGAAAGUCAAGUUGGUGUUCUAGGAAACAGUGAGAAUAAAAACAAGAUUCACACAAGUGAAUCUCUCCUGAAAAUAUCAUUUAAGUGGUUCAUUGUGUUAUAUAUUAUCUAAAUACAGGAUGAAGAGUGUUGCAAUGUUCAAACUAAACUAUUACCUUGUGACUUGCACUUGUGUACACUGCUAAUAUAUGUUCCAAUAUAUAAAUGUGACAAGUGUUUGCUGUGCUUGUGUACUGUUGAGACAAAGUUCACUUGUGGUAAAUGUUUCUCAUACAAGAGUAGCUCAAGAACCACAUACAUGUGCAGAAUUAUUAAUGCAAAUUUAGUUGUGAAAAGUGGAUAACCUUUGUAUGCGGUGCUGAAGUUACCCAAAUGUGUGUACACUGAUGGAUAUAUUUUCUUGUAUGGAGUGUUGUAAAGUGUGUAAAAGAUGGCCCAGUUUAUGAAUCAAAUAGCAGGACCUAGUGGGCCAAAUAAUGAUCAGUGUGGGGAAGUUUUUGGCAGUAAUGAUGCUUUGAAAAUGCAUACAUGUACAGAUGAACACAUAGAUGAUAAGAUAAGUAUUAAGUGUGAAGAGUUUGAAGAAAGCUUUAACAGUGAUUAUGAUGAGACACGUCAUGUGACUGCUGAUGAGACAGUCAUUAAGUGUGAAGAGUUUAAUGAAUGCUUUAGCAGUGACUAUGAUGGGACACAUCAUGUGACUGCUGAUGUGAAAGAUAUUAAGUAUGAAGAGUUUAAUGGAAGCUUAAACAGUGACUAUGAUGGGACACAUCAUGUGACUGCUGAUGUGAAAGAUAUUAAGUGUGAAGAGUUUGAUGAAAACUUUAGCAGUAACUAUGAUGGGACACAACAUGUGACUGUUAAUGAGAAAGAUCUUAAUGAAGAGAGUGGUAAAAGUUAUUACAGAGAAGACAAACUGAAGCAGCAUAUGGUUGUACACACUGGUGAGAAGAAUUUUGAGUGUGAAGAGUGUGGUAAAAGUUAUUACAGAGAAGGCAAACUGAAGCAGCAUAUGGUUGUACACACUGGUGAGAAGAAUUUUAAGUGUGAAGAGUGUGGUAAAAGUUAUUACAGAAAAAGUGAUCUGAAGAAUCAUAAGAUUGUACACACUGGUGAGAAGAAUUUUAAGUGUGAAGAGUGUGGUAAAAGUUAUUUCAGAAAUUGUGAACUGGUUUAUCAUAUGCGUGUACACACUGGUGAGAAGAAUUUUAAGUGUGAAGAGUGUGGUAAAAGAUAUUACAGAAGUUGUGCACUGUAUGAUCAUAUGCUUGUACACACUGGUGAGAAGAAUUUUAUGUGUGGAGAGUGUGGUAAGAGUUAUUACAGAAGACAUGAACUGCAGGAUCAUAUGCGUGUACACACUGGUGAGAAGAAUUUUAUGUGUGGAGAGUGUGGUAAAAGUUUUUACAGAAAUUAUGAACUGCAGAAGCAUAUAGUUGUACACACUGGUGAGAAGAAUUUUAAGUGUGGAGAGUGUGGUAAAAGUUGUAACAGAAAAGCUGAUCUGAAAAAUCAUAUGGUUACACACACUGGUGAGAAGAAUUUUAAGUGUGAUGAGUGUGACAAAAGUUAUUACAGAAAAAGUGAACUGAAAGUACAUAUGGUUAAACACACUACUGAGAAGAAUUUUAAGUGUGAUGAGUGUGGCGAAAGUUAUUACAGACUUACUGAAUUGAAGAAGCAUAUAGUUGCACACACUCGUCAGUAUUUUAAGUGUGAAGAGUGUGGUAAAAGUUAUUCUACAAAACCCAUUCUGAAGAGGCAUAUGGCUAGACACACUACUGAGAAGAAUUUUAAGUGUGAAGAGUGUGGUAAAAGUUAUUAUACAAAAGGUGAUCUGAAAAAACAUAUGGUUAGACACACUACUGAGAAGAAUUUUAAGUGUGAAGAGUGUGGUAAAAGUUAUUACAGAAAAGAACAUCUGAAGAGGCACAUAUAUAGCUGUGCACACUGGUAAAAAGAAUCUUACAUGAAAGUUUAAGGGAAAGAUCUUAUAGAAAAUUUGACUGGAGAACUGUAUGGUCUUGUGUGUUGGUAAGAAUUAUUCAAGUUCAUAUAAUAGAUUACUAAUAUCCAGAAAAGAUGUUCUGGACAUGGAUAAUUGGUUAUCCACCUGGUAACACUUUAAUGUGAUGUUAUGGUGGAGAAUUAUAUGAGUACUGUAUGUUAUCUUCACCAAUGUCACACCUGGUACUAAAGUGAAGGCUGGUCACUGCACUAUGUCCUCACUCUUGGUUCAGUUAGAUAUAGAUAUUCCUGUUAGGUUCACUAGGAGUCACAAAUAAUAUGUUUGGGUGUUUAUCUUAUUGUUAAUGUUCCAAGUAAACACUUGGCACCUUUUCCAUUUAUUAUAAAAAUAUAUAGUUUUAGCAUAUCACAAUCUGUUGGGUUUAUUUAUGAAUUAACCAACACAGGGUUCUGAGAGAAUUAUCGGGCUCAGGGCUAGAGCCGGCAGUCACACGUCUAGGCAGGGUGCUGUACAGUCUUGAUCUCUGUACCAGCCAUUAACUUGCCUACUUAGUUGACAGGUUUACUGGGCCGUGGAGGUGACCUGAAUGUCUUCUGCAAUGUGACCGGAUAUGAUGUGUUUGAUCUAUGCAUUCCUGUGUGGAACAUAACUA